Molecule: messenger RNA, 2871 nt
Organism: Aspergillus aculeatinus CBS 121060
Lineage: Eukaryota; Fungi; Ascomycota; Eurotiomycetes; Eurotiales; Aspergillaceae
Exons: 2
Coding region: 405-2765 (786 amino acids)
Source: RefSeq, a predicted model, not a curated record
GCCUCUUUGUCCCCUGGUCUAGUCCCUGUUCUUCCCGGUCCUUCCCUGUACUGUACAACUAAUUCACUAAUUCACUAAGUCUUCCCCAAUGAUGUGUUGGGCCAAUCUCUCGACUGCUUUGCGACGGGGAUUCACCAGGCUAGCACAGCCGCAGGAAAUUCCCUCAUUUCCUGAAAUUAACUGUUUCUCGGGCUGAUGGCUGAUGGCUGAUGGCUAUGGCUAAUCUGGGUCUUCCCCCCCCUCCCCCAUCGCCCCCAAACGCUUGACACGCAGGAUGAAGUCUGACACAACUCCAUCGACUCCAUUUUUCACCCUCAACUAAUCUCCCCACCCCCUCUUGUUGCGGCUGACAGGUCGGAUGAGGCAAGAUCAAAACAAACCAACUUCUCAACCAUCUGCCAGGGAUGGCUUCUGAAUCUACCGCUGAACACCACCUGCUCGAAUUCCAGCACGACGUCGACUUACACCUCAACACCACCCUCUCCCCGACCGAGGACGAUGGCGAUAUGGGAGUCAAACCUGUUGCGAGUCCUACAUCCAGCCCCAGUCCCGGCUCGCCUCCGCAGCGGCGUGACACAACCUGCAGUGAGCUAGAUUCCAACGAUGUCUUCCAGUUGAUGAACUGCCCCUCGCGCGAACCCGUCAUCGAACGCUGUUGCUCGUGGUUUUUUGCAACUCUCAUUGUUCUUUCCACAUACACUACCCUCCUGUCAGGCCUGUUUCUUAUCAUUGCCUGCCUCAAACCGUAUUAUGGCAGCCUCAUCGGCGACACCGGUGGCCUGGCGCCCUCCUCAGCUACCCUCCUCAGCGCCUUCUUCGCCAAAACCAUCGAGUUGUGCUAUGUGACGGUCAGUGUAGCAUUUGUGGGCCAGCUGCUCAGCCGCAGAGCCCUGCGUCGAGGGUCGCGAGGCAUCAGCAUCUCGGACAUGAGUCUGCGGAUGUGGAUCACGCAGCCGGGGUCCUUGUUCAUGCAGUGGGAGACUUUGCGCUACUCUGGAGGUACUCUCCUGGGCAUUAUUGCACUAAUUGCGACUCUUGUUUCGAUGCUUUACACCACUGCUGCGGAAGCUCUUGUGUCCCCCAAGUCAGCGAUGGGCCCCGUCUACGAACGAAUACUCUAUGGCAACGUGUCUACCUCCUUCGCGAAUCCCACCUACCUCGAAGCCCAGUGCGACACUCCUAUCACCGCUACGAUCGACCCCUCCGCCGGCCGGAACGAGACCUGCGUUUCUAUGGAGAUUGUCGGUCGGGCCUACCACGACUUCGAGCAAUACAUGCAACAAUGGAGUGGGCUAGCGCAGGCGAACAAUGCAACCUCAACGUCACUGAGAACGCGUAUCAAGCCUCAUGGGUCAUUGUACGAUAAUACUACCGUCACUGGAAGUUGGAUCGAGGUCACGGACAUGAAGGCAACCUCCCAGAAAUACAAACGAAUGGUGAACAAUGUUACUGCCGCGUUUCCCCAUGGAGGACUAUACGAGGCGGCGCGCAAUCCUCGCAAUGGGAUCCGGCAGCCGAAUGGGGCCACUGGAGACGGGAAGUACAUUCUCCAAGCCUCCGUGCCUGCCCCGGCGGUCAAUGUACUCUGUGCAGGCUUGUCGAAGGAAGAGCUGGAGCCCAUCAUCUACACGGAAUGGCCCGAUCACGAGCCCUUCAACUCCACAACGUGGUACACAGAGGCUCCCGCAUAUUAUCAGAGCACAAAUCAAACUGUGGUGGACGAGGUCUUCGGUUUUGCGCCUGGCACCUACCACCCGGCUCCUGUCUUCCCAAUCUAUCCGACCGAGUACAACACGAUUUUCAAUGCCAAGGUAGAGAACUCAUCUGCUCUCUAUCUGCUGGGAACCGCCCCCACCGGUCACGAUCCCGCUUAUGUCCUUUGUGCAUUAAAAGCCAAGCAAUCUGGUUUGUGCUCGGCCCAAUACCAGGUGGACUCAAGCGGGGCCGAGCUGAGCACCCGUUGUGAAGAUCCCACAGACACGCUCCAGUACAGCCGUCGGGUUCCGGGUGUCGUAGAAGACAACUACGACAUCAAUUGGAAAAGCGUUGGCUGGCUGUGGCUGGAUGCCGUCAGUCUAGGAUCCGGAAUCGCAGGAGAAGACGCCAGCAUUGAACGGCUCUUGACCCAGAUGGUUCCUGCCUACGACAACAGCAGCAACACUGCGUCCCUGAAUGCCAACGUACCUUCGGUUGCGGAAGCCAUAGCGGUCCUGACCAGUGUCACUCUUAUGAUUAGUAGUCAGGAUGCCCCUUACGUUCCUUUUUGGAACUAUAGCGGCUAUGCGAAUCAGAUCCUCCCUUCUCCGGUGCAACAGAUCUUUAACGCCACUCUUCAGUCAUCGGGCUAUGCUUCUGGCCACGCCGUCAACUGGCAGAAGAGCUUCUACGUCGUCCUUGUCUUGGCCUUCCUCACGAGUGUCCUCUUCAUGGCCUUUUUCAUGGUCGAAGUUCGCGGCCGCCUCCUCAAUGAUUUCACCGAGCCUUCGAGUAUGUUCGCAUUGGCGAUCAAUAGUCCACCGACGGAACGAUUGCAUGGGGCAUGCGGAGGAGGGCCCACGGGUCGCGAACUUCAGGAUCGCUGGCACGUGGGCAUGGUCGAAGAUAGCCACCAUUAUUACAUCCGGCCCAUCGCUGACGGAGAAUUCACGCCUCCCGAUCCUGGGUCUGAUGAUGAGACAGUAAAGGGGGGAGGAACUCACCUUGCCGUCCACGAGUACCGCAGCGUCUCGCGCGGUGCUGCUACCCCAAUGUCGUUUUUGUAUUAAGCCGAAACAUCAACCUCGACGAAGCGACACAUUAGAGAUCAUGUUAGAUUUAGAGUAAUGUAAUGUGUGUGUACAGACAAGUCGAUAGCCCGAAUAUCACAUGACG